AUGGGUUUACUUACGGAUCCUAGAGCUGGAACCGGCAAAAUCAUAAAAUUAUUAUUAAAAUGGGAGAAACCAUUGUGCUUUGUAUUAUAUAUAGGAGGAGUUGUAUGGUUAAUGCUCCUAGCGUUACCGGCGUUUAAUGACAAUACCUAUUUUUCUGAGAAUGCUUUAUUACCUGGAUUAGUCACGAAAGAAAGUAACCUGGAACAAACGUCAAAGCAGUAUUACUAUGAACUUAGUCACGAGAUGAAGAGACAUCCAGAUAAUAUGCCUUAUGCAUGGCUCUCUGCAAAAUUCAGUCAGCUUCAUUUAGAUGUAUUUGUACAUAAUUUUUCUUUAAUUUAUCCAUUUCAGGAACAGAAGUUUGUAGGACAAAAUGUUUAUGGUAUUGUCAGAGCUCCGCGAGCAUCCAGUACCGAAGCUAUUGUAGUCAGUGUGCCAUAUAGACCUAUAAAUAGCAUAUAUUUAGAUACUGCACCUUCGGUAGCUCUAUUACUUGCAUUCGCAAAGUUUUGCAGAAAACAAAAAUAUUGGGCAAAAGAUAUAAUAUUUCUUGUAACAGAACAUGAGCAGUUAGGUAUGCAAGCAUGGCUAGAUGCAUAUCAUGGGUCCACCAGUGGCCAGGAAGGAAUCUUGAUAGCAGGAGAUUUAUCUGGCAGAGCUGGAUCUAUUCAAGCUGCUAUUAAUCUUGAGUUUCAUGCAAUGAAAAUCACGUCAAUUGAUGUUAAGGUAGAAGGUUUAAAUGGACAGCUUCCCAAUUUAGAUCUUUUUAACUUAGCACAAAACAUGAUAGCUAAAGAAGGCAUUCAACAGUCUUUUCAACGUCGAUUUGACGUUAAUUACAGGGAUAAAUUAAAAAGUUGGUGGUAUCAUUUUAAUACGUUAAUGAGCAUGGUAGCGACGCAAGCUACUGGAGUUCCAACUGGUAAUCAUGGACUAUUCCAUAGGUUUGGUAUUGAAGCCAUUACGUUAGAAGGUUUCAAAAAAUCUGGAAAAGAAACGGGAACAAAUUUUUACCAAGUAGGACGCAUAGUAGAAAGUAUAGUGAGAUCACUUAAUAAUUUAUUAGAGCGUUUCCAUCAGUCGUAUUUUUUCUAUUUAUUACCUUCUACCGAUCGAUACAUUUCUAUUGGAUUAUAUAUGCGACCUUUGGUACUAAUAAUCGCUAGUUUGUUUAUAAAGGCAUUUUCUAUUUGGCAAAGAUUGCAGACAUCGAAUAAUUCGAAUGAUACAAAAAAGAAUAAACAAGGUUUAUCAAAUAAGGUCGACAAAUUUGACAUCGGAAGUAUCGCUUCUGAAGUGUUAUGGGCGCACAUAUUUGGAGUACUAAUAAUGGCUUCUCCUCGAAUUUUUACUUCAAUCGGAUCGCAGAUGUUGAAUCUACGUACAGAGGAUUCAUUAUACAUUAGUUUUGCCUUAAUCACGAUUCUCACGGUAUUUGGGCGCUUUUAUCUGAAGAGAUCAAUCAAAUAUGAAAAUAUAUUGCUUGUAUUCGUUAUUGCUUUAAUCGAGAUAGCUACGGCAUUAAUGUGUAUAGCUAUGCACAAUUUCUCAUUAGCAUUAGUGACGGCCGUUGUGUAUGUACCAAUUGUAUUUUUGAUAACACCGCAUCAUGAAUCUGCGUCCAGGUUCCGCUGCUGCCAAUAUAUCGUAUGGAUCAUGCUGCAUCCAUUUAUUUCGUCGGCGAUUGUCGUGAUGGGCUACACGUAUCUUAAUUUUCCUACUGAUCCUAUUCCAUCCCUGUUUCUCAGAAGCUAUCGCGCUAAUAAGCAGGCACUUGUUUUUAGCAUUGUUGAUUCUAUGAUAUACGGUAAUUGGUUCUACAAUGUCGCCACUGCCGUUAUGUUACCAAUGUGGAUGUUAUUUUGGAAUGUUAUGCAUUCUAGCAUCGCGACCCCCUUACGAUAAAACGGUUGU
Messenger RNA from Trachymyrmex cornetzi, 1914 nucleotides. It is a transcript of the gene GAA1, whose product is annotated as glycosylphosphatidylinositol anchor attachment 1. Lineage: Eukaryota; Metazoa; Arthropoda; Insecta; Hymenoptera; Formicidae. Gene Ontology annotation, cellular component: GPI-anchor transamidase complex; membrane. Gene Ontology annotation, biological process: attachment of GPI anchor to protein. The transcript is spliced from 10 exons. The record is from RefSeq and is a predicted model, not a curated record. The coding region runs from base 1 to 1905 and encodes 634 amino acids.